Pipistrellus nathusii (Nathusius's pipistrelle) is the source of this 363-nucleotide messenger RNA. Lineage: Eukaryota; Metazoa; Chordata; Mammalia; Chiroptera; Vespertilionidae. The record is from the annotation of a GenBank genome assembly.
AUGGGACACUGGCCCACUCUGCAGGGGCUGUAUGUACAAUCUUCCCCUCCCCAAGACGGGAGGCCCAGCGACCUCAAGGGCCCAGGCAGCGGGAGCAGAGGCCCCAGUCAAUGCGCAGCUCCAGGGACCCAGGGACCCAAAGGAGAGAGGGGGGACCAGGCGGAGACCUGGCAUGGCUCAGAUUGGGGGUGGAGGAGGGUGGGAGAGUCGAGAGGAGAGGACACAGAAUCCAAGAUCGUGGAAUCCGAACGGGGGUCCAGUGCCCUUUUUACCGAUGGGCCUCCAAGUCAGAAAAGGGAUGCCAAACUCUCCUCCGGCGGGAGGCAGGGCCCGGGGCGACGCCAGGUGUCCAGGCUGCGUUAA